AUGGCCUUGCUGGAAACUUCCUUGACCUGCGAGCAAUUUAAGAGGCGCGAUCAAGUGGCCUGGUGGCGAACCCGCCCCCUGCGUCCAGUGGUCGGCAUCAUUUUGCACCUGGAUAAGGCUACCUUUGAACUCCGUGUGACUGCUGAAGCAGCCAGAAGAUGGGCUGCGCAGACGUGCGAAGUGGCCACCAACACGACUGUCUCUGACGUCUUUUUGGCCCGCUCACGACAACCAUUGGAUGCUCCCACUAUGGCACUAGUUGGCGACUGUGCUCGCGGAGUCCGAGGCUGCGUUAUCAAGAUUUCGCACACGCUCGUCAGCCAUGAAGACUUCAGAAUCCUGCAAGAAUAUAUGACGCAGCGAGCGCGUCCCGACAGCGAGCUCGGCAUUGACGCCGUUUUCUCUCCAGAUAUCACGUCUGAAAUUAAGCCACGACUCCCCUGGAGUCUCUGUCAUGCAUACUCGCUACAACAUAACCCUUGA
This is a messenger RNA of Penicillium cinerascens, 483 nucleotides long. RefSeq lists its product as uncharacterized. The record is from RefSeq and is a predicted model, not a curated record. The coding region runs from base 1 to 483 and encodes 160 amino acids. Lineage: Eukaryota; Fungi; Ascomycota; Eurotiomycetes; Eurotiales; Aspergillaceae. The transcript has a single exon.